AUGCAUCAUGGAUACCAGACUCACUUCCCUCUUCAAUCGCUUUCCACAAGUUCGGACGCUACCUCGUUGCCGAUCUCUCUUUCAUUCAGACGGUCGGAUGCUGGCUCCCCGGAACAAUCACUUCCAGCUAUUCAUCCACUUUACCAUGGCUCUCCUACGGAGCCCUCUGGUGGAUCUCAUCCGUUUCAUCCGGCCUCACCUCUGUUGAUGGACAGACCAGUUCAUUGGUCGCCCGGAAAGCCAUCAACUGAAGCAGAUGCUGCCGACCAGUGCAGGCCAAACGUCCUGCCACCUCCCUAUUCGGCCGUCUCUUCUGCUUUUGACGCUGCAGCGGCUGAACCAAAUAUUCAGCCACCUUAUUCGCCUGCCCCACCUGAGUGUAAUUUCUAUUCUGUGCCUCAAUUGUCACCAUCGCAAGAGCCAGCUCACUUGCUUCCAAGCUCUACUCAGAACAACUUGGAUUCCUGCAUCGACCACUCGACACAACUGGAGGUCCCGCCAUCUCAUCAGAGGCCUGAAAUCUCUUCAAUAUGCAGUCAGUCGCAGCCGCCAGUUCCUAAUUCUUGUUAUUCUCAUGUGCUAGCGUCAAACGAUGGCGUUGAAGAGGGCGUAAACAAUCCAGCUUUCACACCAUAA
Molecule: messenger RNA, 636 nt
Organism: Protopolystoma xenopodis
Lineage: Eukaryota; Metazoa; Platyhelminthes; Monogenea; Polystomatidea; Polystomatidae
Source: the annotation of a GenBank genome assembly